Molecule: messenger RNA, 3730 nt
Organism: Notothenia coriiceps (black rockcod)
Lineage: Eukaryota; Metazoa; Chordata; Actinopteri; Perciformes; Nototheniidae
Exons: 12
Coding region: 1-2199 (732 amino acids)
Biological process (GO): protein tetramerization; regulation of transcription by RNA polymerase II
Cellular component (GO): nucleus
Molecular function (GO): RNA polymerase II cis-regulatory region sequence-specific DNA binding; nuclear receptor activity
Source: RefSeq, a predicted model, not a curated record
AUGGGCCGCAGAGCUGAGGAGAUGUUCCUGAUGGUGGGGGAGGUCUCGGAGAAGGUCAUCUUCAUUCAUGACAGCCUGUCGGAGCUGGACUCUCAGCUGGGUCAGCUCCAGGACCUUUCUGCUCUGGCUGUGGACACCAUCACUCUGCUCUCUGCGUCUGACAGCCUGCACCAGGAGGCCCGCCUGGCUCAAUGUCGAGUCAUCACAUCGUCCCCGCUUAUCCUCCCUCACAGCUUGACCCUCCCACACAGAGGUGGAGCAGACCUUGAUGCACUUAAUAUGUGUCGAGUGAUGCCCAAGUCGUGUAAAAGUACCCUGCCUUCUUUGCUGAAGGGCCAUGGCCUUGUGGCGAGUAGACUGGCAUCCCAGGAGAGCAGGGGAGGCAGACAAGGACACACUGAGAAGGGAGAGGAAGAAGCAAAGCAGGAUCCACAGACUGCUCCUGCUCAACGUCCGCCUGAGAACGACCUGGGAGUUUCUAAACCGGCGUCUCUUUCUUCCUUCUCUCACCUCUAUGGAGGCGGAGUUAAUCUGGGUAGAUUGAGGGAUCAGACCCCCUGUGAGUCAAUCGGACCGCCGCACUGCGGGUCUCCUCUUGCUCCCAGAGGCCUGGAGUCACCGCAUCAUAAACUCUCGACAUGUGACCCAUACCUGUAUCGCAGUCAAGAAGAACCUUACGUGGAAGAGGAGGAAGAAGAGGGAGAAGGAGAGGAGGAAAGGACACAUGAACAACUCUCUAAUAUAGAAGUAUCCAGGGGAUCUAGCAACGCUGUCCUUCUGUCUGACCCACGAGAAGUCUCUGAGGGUUUGGUGAAUCCCGCCUUUUCUCUGGACGUUAGCCAACCGAGUUCUCGGCCCAGACCUUACAGCCAGUGGGGCCGACCUGUGAAAUCUUCCAGGUGGGCGUGUCUGUCCAGAGACCGUCCCUACGGGUACUGCAGGUCUCUGUCCUCCAGCGUGGAGAACAUGACUUUCUCAGGCGCACCUCAGAGACGAAGGAGGGGGUCAUUCCCUACUCUAGACGAACCAAUCAGCAAAGAGAGUCUGUCUGAUGGGAGGAGGUUUAGUGAUGAAACAUCGCUACGAAGCAGUAUGAGCAGAGAGUGGUCCAAGUCAUCUGACUUCCUUCAAGACUGCAGAGGCAAAAACCAGAACAAGAAGACAGUGAAGAUACAAGAGAGCGCUCCAAACACGUCCCAUUUGUCUGAGACCUGCUGGAGAAGGGGCCGAAGAUUUAGAGGAGAAUCUACAUGUUGGUUGGCUUCAACCAGCCUCAAUCAGCUCACAGCUGGACCAUGUCGGCAUGAAGCCAUUAAGGCAGGAGCCUGGGUGUAUGACGCUGACGCGGUGCCCAUACCUGUUCAGCUCAUGCGGGCACCCAGGACAUUCACUGGGACCCCAGACAACGCCAGCAUGGGAAACUUCGUAAUAUGUAUGCUAAUACACCGUAUUGCUCAGAAUAUCAUCAAGUCUCACCUGGAGACGUGUCAGUACACAACAGAGGAGCUGCAGCAGCUAGCCUGGCAGACACACUCCUACGAAGAGGUCAAAAUGUUCCAGGGCAAGCCCCGGGACGUGCUGUGGCAGCAGUGUGCCAUCCAGAUCACCCAUGCCAUCCAGUAUGUGGUGGAGUUUGCAAAGCGCAUCUCGGGGUUCAUGGAGCUGUGCCAGAACGACCAGAUCCUCCUGCUCAAGUCAGGUUGUUUGGAGGUAGUCUUGGUGCGGAUGUGCAGGGCAUUCAACCCUCUCAACAACACUGUGCUCUUUGAAGGGAAGUACGGCGGCAUGCAGAUGUUCAAAGCUCUAGGUUGCGAUGACUUAGUGAGUGCCGUGUUUGACUUUGCCAAGAGUUUGUGUGCACUGCAGCUGACAGAGGAGGAGAUCGCUCUGUUCUCGGCAGCCGUACUCAUUUCCACAGAUCGGCCUUGGUUGAUGGAGCCUCGGAAAGUCCAGAAGCUCCAGGAGAAGAUUUACUUUGCUCUGCAGCACAUUAUGCAGAAGAACCACAUGGACGAAGAUGCACUGGCAAAGCUGAUCAGCCGAAUUCCAACGUUGUCAGCCCUGUGCACGCUCCACACCGAGGAGCUCCAGGCCUUCCAGCAGCUCCACCCAGAAACAGUCAACGUCCUAUUCCCUCCGCUCUACAAAGAACUGUUCAACCCUGACCCCAACUCUGGGGUCAUGGCCAUGCCCAAGUGACUGCCUGUGGUCCCAAUGCAAGAAACGGCAUCAGCGGAGGACCAACAAAAUGAGAAGACAGACACGUCUGACGAGACGUCAUCAGCCAUGGCGACUAUGUCCUCAUCGUGGCAAUCACAUAUUCCUGAGCUCCCUAAGCCUCAUUACGAGCAGGGGGGUGAGGAGCUACCUGCCAGGAACUCACAGUUACCGCCAACAAUACUAGGAAUGUCCAGCACUUAUUCCAUCCUGUUCACCGAUACAGUCUGAAGAAUGUAUAUAUAAAUGAAACGCGCCCCAAGCCACAAUUUAAGUGGGGCUUCCUCCCGUCUCCUGAACUGACUGACUGACCAGAAAUGUACAGACUUUAAAACAUCUAGGAACAAUUUUAACCUGUCAAUCUUUAAAAAAAAAUGGGUAAGUUAAUUUGUUUUACCUUUGAAAAAAAUCCUUUUGGUUUGUUCUUUUAUUUUCGAGUGAAGAAUUGUGACGCUGGACGGGGGAGGGACCUGUGGAUUUAGAGAAGCUAUUGUAGAUAUUCUUCUAGUGCAGAGCGGAUUCCAGUAUUACUUCGUGUUCUGUUCAAAUAAGUUAGUCCUAAUUUAACUAUACAGCAGUCCACUGUGGCUGACUAUACCUUGUCUAUGUGUUUUUAUUUUAUUUGAUAGUUUCUUGUGUACAGAAUUUGUAAAGUUGAGACUUGUAAAAGAAUAUUGGGUAAAACCAGGAGACGAUUCGGAUUGUGUUGAUAUAUAGAAGCCUUGUCUGGAUUUUGUUCAUAUGUAAAGAAGGUACUGCAUCCUUCUGAUGAGAACUUAUAGAAAUGUAAAGAGAGCAUAUGAAGGAUUUAAAAAGAAAAAUAAUGGCUAUUACUUUUCAAGGUGAAGAUAUAUACAUAAAUAUUCUAUUUUGCAAGAAAAAAUAAUCUGGCAGUUUUGCCAUCCUAUCAAUCAUUUUCUUCUCGCUGCAAUAAUUACGUCCAAUGAAAGAUGGACUGCUUUCGAACAAUCAACCAGAAACAACCAAUCAGAAACUAGGACCUCACAAUCAACCCCACCCUUUCCCAAAUUCCCCUUACCCCGCCCCUUAUUUCUUAUGUAUUACGUCCGUGACAUAAGAUUUCAGCCAAUAGAAGUGGCUAGAAAUCACAAUGAAGAAGUGGAUAGAAGUUCCACCAAAAAAAUAAGACAAGCUUGAAUUCAACUUUUCAAUCUUAAAAAAACCUGUAUGAGUGCUGGAUGCCCUCCAAUCACUAUUUGCACAAAUCAGUCCGUGGAUGUCAAUCACUUCGGCCUGAGAGUAUGAAGGACCCUUUUUUCUCUAAAGAGCAAUAAUAACUUUCCACUGCCUUUCUGAUCCCUCCUUUUCCUUCUCUUCCUAUUUCCAGCUGUUCAAAACAGGGUAGCAGUUUUAAAUAGAUUGCACUAUAUUUGGUCCUUUAUUAUGUUAUAAUCAUCUUUAUUGAUGUUACUCAUUCCACCGCAGCAUCUGCAGUGUUUUUAAUGUGACGUAACAGGAUCUGGGGUUAGGACACAACGCAGAGCACUGAAAA